Molecule: messenger RNA, 453 nt
Organism: Prunus avium (sweet cherry)
Lineage: Eukaryota; Viridiplantae; Streptophyta; Magnoliopsida; Rosales; Rosaceae
Source: RefSeq, a predicted model, not a curated record
AUGGAUGAAAGGGUGUUGGAAGCAAUAUGUGAUCAUCUUAAAUUGGUUAAGUAUAGCGAGGACAACUAUAUUGUUCAAGAGGGAGAACCACUUGAAAAGAUGCUCUUCAUCACGCAAGGCACCGCAUGGUCCUACACAAGCAGUGCAAGUGGUACAUCAGCGAUCAAGUGUCUUGUGAAAGGUGAUUUCUAUGGAGACGAGCUUCUAAAUUGGGCAUCAAGAUUGACCCCCUUCUCUGCAUUUCCCAACUCAACCAAAAUUGUCAAGGCCCAUACUAACGUUGAAGCACUUGUUAUCAAGGCCGAUAACUUGAACACUGUUGUCUCCAGAUUUUGGUGGCAUUUUAGCAACAGGCUCGGUCAUAUGAAUGAGUCUCAGCUGGAGAGGUGUCAGCAUCUGGCAGCUUCUAGCAUACAAGCAAAAUGGCGUUAUCAUCUUGCAAAGGCUGUCUAG